AUGAUCUUGAAGACUUGCUUCUCUAUCUUGACCCUUCUCACCACAAUUCAAGCGUACCCCGGCGGCUCUUCUAGAUUCGCCGAGGUCUUUACCGAGAUCAAAGCCCGUCAAGCUACUGACGGCCAGCAUGACUCUACUGAACUGAUUGGGGACUUGCGACCUGAGUUCGGUGGCCCCAGAAGCGUUGUUGGACAGAAUAUCGCCAACAUCCUCACAGGGUCCGGAGAUCCAGAGAGCAGUCAAAUGUGGAAAGGAGGACUUUCGAACCCAGGAUCGGCAAAAUGCCAGGCGGAUACCUGUUGUGUAUGGCGACACAUCGCGUUGGAUAUGGAAAAGGUGUUCCGUGGUCCUAGCGGUCGCUGCACUGCCGAAGCACGAGGAGCCGUUCGUCUGGGCUUCCACGAUGCAGGGACUUGGAGCAAGUUCACCGAAGACUUUGGUGGUGCGGACGGCAGCAUCCUGCUGAGCGGUCGCGCUGGACUGGAGCCCGAGAUCGACAGGAAUGAAAAUCGAGGCCUACAGCUUAUUGCUGGAGUCAUGAACAAGUGGUACGACAAGUACCAUCCAUACGGUGUUGGUAUGGCUGAUCUCAUUCAAAUGGGUGCCAAUGUCGCUGCUGUAGUUUGUCCUCUCGGACCACGAGUCAGAAGUUUCGUUGGUAGAGUCGACAGCAGUCGACCUGCACUUCAUCUCUUGCCCAACGUCAAUGCAAAAGCCGAGGAUUUGAUUUCCCUUUUCAAGGCCAAAACCAUCAACACCCACGGCUUGGUUGCUCUGCUUGGCGCUCAUACGACCAGUCAGCAGCAUUUCGUCGACGUCUCACGAGAUGGCGACCCUCAGGACAGUACUCCUGGUGUCUGGGACGUGAAGUUUUACAAUGAGACCAUGAACACAGCCCCCAAACGUGUCUUCAAAUUCCCCAGCGAUGUAGUCAUCUCCCAGCAUCCCGAUGCUCGACCUGAGUGGAUCAAGUUCGCAAACGACCAGGAACAUUGGAACCAGGUUCGGUUGCUUUCUCAAUUUCUUUCUCUGACCAAGAUUUUUACUAACAUUCGANNCAAGGACUAUGCAAGAGAGUACAUUCGUCUCUCACUUCUUGGUGUCAACAACAUCAACAAUUUGACCGAGUGCUCUCAUGUACUUCCUGCUGAAACGACCAAGGUCUCCAUCUCUGAUAACGCAGCCGCGUUGAAGAAGUGGCUCGACGGCGUAGACAACAAAACGAUCAGUGAUGCAGUUGAAGCAGGCAAAAGGUCGAUGCGUAGAUCCACGAUCGAGGUCAAUUAUGGAUCACUUUCUGGAGGCCAUAGAGAUCGAUGUGGGAAAUCUUUGUCGAGUUCUGUUCAGUCUUUGUGUUAUGUCUCGAUAAUCGUCCCGCAAUCAAGAAUAUCCAUAAAACACGGCUAUCUCCAUCCUGCCUCUUGCUUGUUGUGA
Aureobasidium musti is the source of this 1434-nucleotide messenger RNA. The record is from the annotation of a GenBank genome assembly. NCBI's taxonomy places the organism in Eukaryota, Fungi, Ascomycota, Dothideomycetes, Dothideales, Saccotheciaceae.